Humulus lupulus (European hop) is the source of this 1212-nucleotide messenger RNA. Its product is annotated as haloacid dehalogenase-like hydrolase domain-containing protein Sgpp. The record is from RefSeq and is a predicted model, not a curated record. The transcript is spliced from 5 exons. Lineage: Eukaryota; Viridiplantae; Streptophyta; Magnoliopsida; Rosales; Cannabaceae. The coding region runs from base 126 to 986 and encodes 286 amino acids.
AUAUUCUGAAUCUGAACAACCAUUCAAUUUUGCAAGAGACAAAGAGAGCUUAUCUCUCUCUCUCUCCAUAUAUAUAUAUAUCACUUCACAAUCACAUAUAACAUCAUCAUACUCUUCUAUAUACUAUGGUAGCUCUUACUUCAAUUCAGCUUUCUCAUUGCCCCUUCCCAUGUGACAAUUUUCCGAAUACCCAUUUAAGAAAAACCUUUCUUUCUACUCAAAACCUCAGAAAACCAGCUUCUUACACCCCUCCCAGGGCCUCCAUUUCAUUAGAGUCGAAAUCCAUUGAUGGUACCAAAGGUUCUCUAGCUUUUCUUGCUCCUCUUGAAGCCAUUCUAUUUGAUAUCGACGGAACUUUGUGUGACUCGGAUCCUCAACAUUAUGAUGCUUUUCGUCUAAUGCUUCAAGAGAUAGGGUUCAAUGGUGGAAUUCCCAUCACUGAAGAAUUCUUCAUCAAAAAUAUUAGUGGGAAGCAUAAUGACGAGCUCUGUGAAGUCCUCCUUCCUGAUUGGGAUUUCCAAAGAGCAAGCACAUUUAUGGAGGAAAAGGAAGGCUUGUUCCGAAGAUUGGCUGCUGAGCAAUUAAAACCAGUGAAGGGCUUACAAAACUUGUGCAAAUGGAUAGAUGAUCGCAGCUUAAGGCGAGCUGCAGUGACGAAUGCUCCUAGACAAAACGUCGAUCUCAUAAUCUCAAUGCUGGACCUUGCAAGUUUCUUCGAAAUCAUUGUCCUUGGAAACGAAUGCGAACGAGCAAAACCAUUCCCGGAUCCAUAUUUGAAGGGUCUCCAAGCACUUGGAGUGUCACAUAAGCAUACUAUGGUGUUUGAGGACUCUGUUUCAGGAGUGAAAGCUGGUGUAGCAGCUGGGAUGCCAGUAGUGGGUUUAGGCACCAGAAACCCUGAAAAGUUACUACUAGAUGCUGGAGCCUCCUUUGUUAUCAAAGAUUUUGAUGACCCAAAAUUAUGGACUGCUUUGGAAGACUUUUGAGAGAGAACAUUUACAAUGGAAGCAUAUCAGGUGGAUUGUACAAGGAAAAUCUUCCCAUGAUUCUUUUGUUACAGAUUGUUUGAGUACUCUAAUGAAAAUAAUCAGUAUAAAAGUAGAGAUAUCACAUGGUUUAUGAUUCUAAGAAAGUCAUUAUUAAGAUUUGAUCCAAAUUUACAAUGUUAAACUGUCUUUUCUUUAAUAUUAUAUACAAUCCAUUAUUUGUAAA